UACAUAUUGAUCAUUACGUGUAAGCAUAUUAAAUUGACAAUAGAUACGAGUUUGAUGUAUAGAUUUACAGAAGAAUGGUUGAAAAUAGCCGAUAUCACAAUAGAACAAAUGAGAUUGAAGAUGACUACCUUAAAGUCUCAGAUAAGGAAAGUCAAGCUGCAGAUGCAGCAGAGGAAAGAACUCGGCGAGACUCUACGCGCUGUAGAUUUUGAACAAUUGAACAUAGAGAAUCAAAUUUGCAUACGAGAAAUCGAUGAAAAGAAUCGAUAUCUGCUCGAAAUGAAAAGGAUCGUGGGUCGUUACAGUAUUGCAUUGACCAAGCACAAGGAAAAAUUAGGUAACUUGAUAUCCAUCGUGAAUGAAGUGAGAAACAACAUUGCUUUUAAAAAACAGGAAAUUGUGAAACUGCAAUCGGAAAAAGUAGCUAUGAAGGUUGAAAUAAAGAAAACGGAAAAACAGCUCAAGUCAGUGAUG
Formica exsecta is the source of this 474-nucleotide messenger RNA. RefSeq names its product coiled-coil domain-containing protein 113-like. The record is from RefSeq and is a predicted model, not a curated record. Gene Ontology annotation, cellular component: axoneme; ciliary basal body. Lineage: Eukaryota; Metazoa; Arthropoda; Insecta; Hymenoptera; Formicidae. The transcript is spliced from 2 exons. The annotation marks the transcript as partial. Gene Ontology annotation, biological process: cilium assembly.